Messenger RNA from Parastagonospora nodorum SN15, 3873 nucleotides. RefSeq lists its product as hypothetical. The coding region runs from base 1 to 3873 and encodes 1290 amino acids. Gene Ontology annotation, molecular function: phosphatidate phosphatase activity. Gene Ontology annotation, cellular component: actin cortical patch. The transcript is spliced from 3 exons. Lineage: Eukaryota; Fungi; Ascomycota; Dothideomycetes; Pleosporales; Phaeosphaeriaceae. The record is from RefSeq and is a predicted model, not a curated record.
AUGUACGAAGUCUUUGCGAACAAAUGGAUCACGCCGCCGAAGCCUGUCAAUGCUGAUUAUUCUGGAAGGAAUAUCAUCAUUACAGGUGGCACUUCAGGGAUCGGCGAGGAAGCAGCGCUCAAGUUUGCACAAUUGGGCGCAAAGGUCAUUAUCACGGCUCGCAAUGAGAAGAAGGGCGAAGCAACCAAGGCAAGACUGGAGGCUCGACUACAGCAGCCAGGUCAGCUCGAAGUAUGGCAGCUAGACAUGAUGUCCUACGAAAGUGUUGUGGCGUUUGCGAGGCGAGCAAACACACUGGACCAUCUCGACAUCGCAGUGCUGAAUGCUGGCGUAUGGAGAACCAAGUUCUACAAGUCGGACUACGGGUGGGAAGAGGAUCUUCAGGUCAAUACUUUGUCAACGGCUCUCCUCGCGAUGCUCCUCCUCCCGAAAUUGAGGGACUCGAAACGCAUUACUGGGAGGACACCCAUCCUCGAGUUCGUCAACUCUGGCCUCCACCAAAACGCCGUUGUUCCGCCUGAGAUCCGGAGGGAGUCCAAUGUGCUGGGUCGUUACAACCAGCAAGAACAAUUUAAAGAGGGCCACCAGUACAAAUUCUCCAAGGCCUUUCAGAUGUAUGUCGCGACCUUCUUGGCGGACAACAUUUCCUCGGAAGAUGUCAUCAUCACCUCUGUUUGCCCUGGCUGGGUCAAUACCAACCUUGGUCGCGACCACUUCUUCCCUGGUCUUUUCAUCAUAAUAUUUAUCUUCACGUUGCUCUUCAUGAGAACGCCGGCACAGGGAGCGGACAUGAUCCUCUCGGGCACGGCACAGGGAGAGAUGGUACACAACAGGUUCUGGCGACACGACAAGAUCCAACCGAUCCCGCCGUGUCUCAAGGGAGAUGAGAUGAAGGAUCUUGGAAGGAGAGUCUUUGAGGAGAUACUCAUGGCAUUGAGGGGUAGUGGACUGGAUGUGCAAAAAGCUGAGACAGCGAUCGGCUGCAUGCCCAAACCAUCCUUCCGUCGCAAACCCUCUGGUCACGGCGCCUCUUCUCUCCUCCGCUACCUCUUCCCCUUCCCGCAGACUCGAGCACGCGCCCGCGACCGCCUCUCCCGAUUCCGCCACGAGACAUUCCCUUCGCUAAAGCGCCACGCGCAGGCCCGCAUAUACAAAUACAUCGUCUACCGCCAGGCGCAGAAGCUCAAGAAGAAGACGACCAUCCUCCAACGCCUGCGCAGCCGUACCCGCAAGCUUAUAGGCAGCAAUUACCUCGAAAAUGAAGCAAGACUGCGCCGACGCGAGAUAGCAAAGGGUUCUGGAGUCGGAAAAUCUAGCAAAGGAGCCAUGUCGUACCAGGACAACUAUGAGCAACGCGAGAGUGGGGGCCGCAGACGGAAGCUGGCGGGAUAUCUGAAGGCUGCGAAUGAACUUAGACAGACAUACACACAGCAAUAUGCGCCGAGCUGGAGAGGGAAUGAGGAGAACUACAAGUUCGAGGAUGACACGCCGGGAGGAUUUCCGGACGGUGCCGUCGUGCGCAGUGGCGAGGAGGAGAUGAUACUCUUCCCGAGCUACGCCAGGAAACAUAUCAGACGCAAGCCCGAGGCCCAGCCCGGGACUAUACAGGAAGUUGAGGGCACAGGCCGCGAUGCAAGAGACUCGGUAGGCGCCGGAGACGCCGAGUUCUGGAAGAAGCAGUGGGAGGACUACGAGGACGACAAGGCUGUGGUUGACGUCGACGUGCGCGGCUGGAUAUACUCGCCCUUCAAGGGCCAGAUGUCAAGGAAGCAGAGACUCUUCAUCGGUCUCGCACGGCAGCUGGUGGGUAUCCAGGCACCGCCCGCUGGUGCCAAUGAACAGACGUCGGCCACGAGCAGCCGCGACACAAGCCCCGGCCAUACCAUGAUGGAAGGACACCGGGAGCGUCAAGCACAGCGCGACGAGCAGAUGGCCGCACGCGAAGCCGAGCAGAUUCUCCGCAAGGGCGAGAAAGAGGCAGCGGUCGCGGCCAAGGGCGGCUACAGCGAGAAACCAUCCCGAGGCAAUGAUGACGACACUUCGUUGUACCGCACAAACAGCCGUGAGAGUGUACGCACCGUGGAGAGCUUCAAGGCUGGACAGCUCUCACAUGCUACUUCACGCGGCUCUCUCAAAGACGACGAGCACAUUACACCACUGCAGAAGCGAGCAUCAUGGAACCAGCCAGCCGACAUGAAUGCGUCAGAGCUUGCAGAGGCCAACGCACGUCUGAUGGCGCGACUCCGACACUUCCUUGCCGUCCCCAUGGCUAACACGCCGAUUAGUGUCUUCUUCUACAACGAGCAGAUCUCGAAGCAGAGGACUAUAUACACCAACGCCGCAGGGCACUUCAGCAUGUCUGCGGCGUUGGACUUUAUACCUACGCACGUCCGCAUCCUAGCCUCAGACAAGCUGUCAGCAACUGAAGAGGUCAUCGUCACGGACUCGCAGGGUAUUAGUGUCAUAUCUGACAUUGACGAUACAAUCAAGCACUCUGCCAUCAGUAAUGGUGCGCGCGAGAUCUUCCGCAACACCUUCAUCCGGGAGCUGAGUGAUCUUACCAUCGACGGCGUCCGUGAGUGGUAUACCGCAAUGGCUGAGCAAGGCGUGAAAUUCCACUACGUCUCCAAUUCACCGUGGCAGCUAUACCCCGUUAUAUCGAAAUACUUCGCGCUAGCCGGACUGCCGCCGGGCUCUUUCCACCUCAAGCAAUACAGCGGCAUGCUUCAGGGUAUUUUCGAGCCCGUCGCGGAGAGGAAGAAGGUUACGCUGGACAAGAUUGCACGAGACUUUCCAGAACGUAACUUCAUCCUGAUUGGCGAUAGUGGCGAGGCUGACUUGGAGGUGUACACGGACUUUGUCCUCGAGAACCCCGGACGUGUUGCAGCGGUGUUCAUACGCGAUGUUACGACAUCUGACCACGGUGGAUUCUUUGAUCAGUCCAUGGGGCCAAUGCCUGGAAACAGAUCGGCGUCGUCUUCGUCGUCGCCAAGUCGCGCAGGAAGUGCGAGAGCGAGUGCGGCUACGAAAGCGAGACCUGCUUCUGAAGAACACGACCCAGAGCUCAAGGCUGCGAUAGCUGCAUCUCUGCGUGAGAUGGACGAAUAUGACAAGAAGCGGACUCAGUCUACAUCGGCGCAGAGUGAUAGGGACCAUCCUGAGUUGCGUCCAAAGCUUCCUGAGCGUACGUCUGGUCCAACGCCAGAAGUGCACAACCUCAUCGACCUCUCUUCGGACGACGAGCUGGAGCAUUCGCCCGCGAUGCGGCGCCAAACAUCAGCACGCACUCCAACCUCUGCUGUAUCCAAGCCUCCCAUCGCGCCCAAACCGCGCUCCAUCAACACAGAGCAAUCCGACGCGGAGCAAUCUUACGCUGGUAUGGCACGCGAAAAAUUGUGGUCUGUAUACAGCGCUCUGCCCGCCCUGCGCUCCUCCGACGGCUCCGAAGCGCCCGCAUCAGAUUCCAGCAGCGUCCGUCGCGCGCCUCCCCCACCACCUCCUCGCCGCCGCGACAACGCGUCCAGCGCGGUGUCCUACGUCGGCAGCAAAGCGUCGUCAGCAUGGCAACACGCGCCGUCCGUACCGUACCACUCGCGCCCGCAAGUCGCGUCGACACAGACAUCCCAGCCCUUCUCGUCCAGCGCGCGCCAGGGCAUUAAUCGCACGAGCACGGGGUCGACAAUGGGUGCGGGCGGUGCUGGUGGAGGCGAGUAUGGGACGAAGAGGGAGGUGCUGUGGAGGCAGAGGUGGCAGCGCGCUGAGGAGAUUAUGCGCGAGCGGGGGGUGGUGUUGAGGACGUGGAGGGUGGGGAGAGAUGCGAUGGGAGAGGCAGAGAGGAUUAUUAGGGAGGCGGAGAGGAAGAGGGGGAAGUAG